CAGGACGACGCGCUUCACUGACGCUCUUCCUCUGAUGACCUUUCCCAGUUCAACUCAUGAAGGACCUUUGAAUCUGCUUUAUGGUGGAUCACUCGCAGCUCUUGAAGUAAUGAACGGUUACUUCUCUGAAACAAAGGUCUCACUGGGCGAAAACCGCUUGCCUCAGUGAUGCUUGUGGGUUCUUGUCACGUGACGCCAGAGGGGGCGGAGCCGCCGGAUGAACAGGGCAGGUGAGCGCGCGCAGGUGGAGCGCAGCGUUGAGUUUCCCAGCAGCUCACAACAAUACUCGGAGAGGCCUCUGGGAAUAACGCACUCCAACUACCAUGACACAAAACAAGGUCAGCUCCGGAGUACACCCGCUUUAAUAACCGAACGCUUGCUCGAGCCUUUGCGAAACUCAGAUUACUUGGACGAGCGUCAGUCGUGGAGAUGAUCAGCUCGGAGGUUUUGCGUCCGACGCCGAACCCUGCGCGCAAAGCGCUCGGAAAGCUCGCCAACAGGCUGGAGGAGGUGAAGAACCCCUGGAGACAAGGAUCGACGCUCGAGUUCAGCCACAACGAAACCGCUCGGCUCGCCACCGACGCGCUCCUGGAGCACGGGGAGAAGGAGUACAAAAAGGUCUUGCACGACGAACGGGAAGUGAACUUUCUGUCCUCGCUGGAAAUACGCUACAUCGCCGAGAAUGUGGCCAAAAGCGGCGUGGAGGACAGCGGAACCAAUGGGGUGGACUUGGAGGAAGGCGACACGGUGUCCGAGCUCACUUCGGGCACUUACUUCCCCAUGAUGUCCGACGAGGAGCCGCCGCUGUUGGAGCUGGGCUGGCCAGAGUCUUCCAGCAGAUUCGGACCCACGGAGGCGCAGAUACACUUCCAGAGGGACAAGUCGCAAAAUGUCAAAGACCUCAUUCGGUCGCUUAUCAGUAAAGCCAAGAAGGUUAUCGCCGUCGUCAUGGAUAUUUUUACAGAUGUCGACUUGUUCUGUGAUCUAAUGGAGGCCUCCAACAAGCGCCGGGUCCCGGUCUAUAUUCUGCUGGACGAGAAGAAUCUCAGCUAUUUUUUGAACAUGUGCUCAGAACUGGAUAUCCAGAAUUCACACUUGAGUAAUAUGCGGAUAAGAAGUGUGUGCGGAGACACGUAUUGCACCAAAAGUGGGAAAAAAUUCACAGGCCAGGUUCAAGAAAAAUUCAUGAUCAUUGACUGUGAGGAAGUCAUAGCUGGAUCAUAUAGUUUUACAUGGCUUUCAGGCAUGGUUCACAGCAACAUGCUGAUGCACUUCUCCGGACACGUUACGGACUGCUUCGAUCGCGAGUUCCGCUGCAUGUAUGCAGACUCCCAAAUAAUAGACCGCUUCUACAAUCCAGACGAAGAAGGGCUGCCCAGUUACUCUUACCACAUGCCUGUACCAAACUUUGGCUUGGACUUUCUAGCAGACUACAGCCGGGAGCGAGUGUAUUCAGAGCACUCCAGUAGCCAAUCCAGCGGCAGCGUUUCCAGCAUCAAAGCAGCUCCUCCAGGCAUGAAAACUAUUAAAGUCACGGCAGACAAGAAGAACCCCGAAAACUCUCAAAAGCCUCCUGACAGGAAGGUCGUCACAAGUCCAGUGCUUCAGAAGCCUCACAUCAGAAGAGGCUCUCCGAAUGGGAGCCAGGCAGUGGAGCGUCCUUCUUUAGGUCCAAACGCUGGCGUGGAAUGGUCCAAAAUAGGAGCGAGCGAUUACCUACGCUCAAACCUUCCCAGUCAGACUUCCAAAAUCCAAACUUUAGGUCUCUACAGUUCUCCGUCGCCGGCUCAACAGUCUCCAGCCGACAACAAGACCACCUCCAAAUAUCGACUUCCCACCCCGUUCAUCAGUAAGUUCACUGAUUUGUUCAGCUCGAAGGAAAAGGACUCCCACUUGUUCCAGAAGGUUCCUACUCAUUCUUCUCCGUUUGGCGGGCCAGAUCUUUCUCAGAACGAACCGGAGAGUAAGCAAGGUCCUCCUCCUCCAGGACCCAUGCCAACAGACCGGAUGGGCCCGGACAAAGGGAUACUUCGGCGCGAUGAGAAACGCAUGACGUUGGGACACAGCAAAUUGGACCUCGUCAACCAGUACAACAAGUUAAACAAAUCCAAACAGGUAUACAGUCGCUUUGAGCUAAAGAACAACAUACCUCAGUAACUCCGGACCGGGCUGAGCAUUCUUGUACAUAGCUGUUAUUGUGCAAAGGGAUGACUGUUUUCUUGGAGUGCGAUUGUUGCUCUUUUUUUUUUUUUUUUUCUACACAAAAGACAGAAACAUCAUCCAGGGUUUGUUUAUUUGUAAUAAAAACAAAAUGCUUAGUACUAAUGCUGCCUGCAAGUUCUUCUGGGACAAUCAUAUUUACAACAUUAUGGCUUCACAAACAGGCUUAGACUAAGCCAGGUCAUAGUUCAAUUAGGACAUUUAAGUAAUUUUAUAAACAUACUUUUUAUAAACAUUAUAAAUUGUGCAUCUUGAGACAAAACAAAGGCACUGAUAUAUUUUAAGUUUCUUUCAGUUGCAACAGCCCAGACUUACGUUUUAGUCUAGGACUAGGCCUAAGCCUUGUCUGUGAAACUGGGGGAAUAUGCUCAAGCGAUUUUGAUCGAGAUGCAUUUUUUUGUAGUUAAAUAGUAAAUUAAUUACUCAUUCAUACAAGUGCACUAAUUAUAAUAAUUUAUUUUAUUCAUAACAUGCCCACCUGUAUUAAGCGUUUUUUAUAUAUAAUAUUGUCUUAAUGUUAAUUAUCAGUAUUUUCUUUUUCCUCGAAAAAAAUUGUAGUUCGGUUUCACAGGUGUCUGUUGGGUUAUAAAACCAAUACAUUUAUUGGAUUUUGUACAAAAAACUAUUAUACAUUACAUUUAUUUGACAAGCGACCCAUCAUAACAUACAGUACAUAAAAUAUUUUUUAUCAGCUUUUCCUUAAAACCUUUCCGAACAACAGUUUCCAAUACCUAUAACAUAUCAUUUUUUUUUUUAAAGUUGCAUUGCUCUAAAUCCAAAAAGCCUGUGAUCGAAUAAUAUCCCACAUUUCCCUGCUGGUAUUUGUUGUGGCUCAUGUUGCAAAUAUGGUCAUUCUUGCAUGGUUUGAAGGCAGCUUUAGUACUUCGUACCGGUAAAUGAUACGUUCAGUAAUGUGUAAAACCUAGUGUACAUACAAACCAUUCCUUCAUGGGGCAUUUUUGUACUUUUGAUGUGUUGUUUUUUUCCUGUCCACCACUUUAGCUGGCAAAACAGAUGGUGUUGAUUUAAACGUAGCCACUCUGUCUGCCGCUGAGUAUUACCCUUGGAUAGCAUGAUUGAGGAGGUUACGCGUAUAGUCUUCCAAACGUUCUCACGUGUUCGUACUAAAAUGUGAUUCUCGUGUCACUGAAGACAUGCAUUUAGAGACUCUAAGAUGCACUUUGGGUAACACUGCAAUUAGCUGCUUAACUAUAAAGUACUGUAUUAAUUCAGUGAGGCCUAGACUUGCUGCAUCUCGCGGUGGACUACGAUGCAAUAGAAGCUAAUUGCAAACCAUUAUUUUCACGAUUAUUAUUUUUAUUAAACAGCUUUUUUUUUUAUGUACCAGUGCUAAUGAAGCGAGUUCGGGUGUAGAAGCGCACGCCGAAUGCUAAUUGGCAUUUGAUGGAUUUGUUGUCUCUUUAUAUGCAUGUUUGACUUGACUUGACUGCAGAUCUGUAGGUAAUUUCUACUGCAUACGUAAUCUAGAAGCUUUUAGGAGAUACUGUGAAUAGGUGAGCUUAAAAAGAAGUUUGAGGUUUCCUUGUAGGACUGAUUCAGAAUCACCUUCGUUCACCAAAUACCUUCAAAAAAGUGGCUGAGAAACCGGAGAACUAGAGUAAAGGUACAGCAGAUCAGGUUUUACCUUUUCAUAUCAACGUCAACAUAAAUAUCUGCUAGACAGGAGCAGAUCCUUUUACGGUUCAAUUAUUUAAAAUGUCCGAACAUGAUUACAGAUUACUGGUAAAGUGCUAACAUUUGUUACACAAGCCAAUAACACCUGCUGAACACCUCUUGAAAGGCCUUGAACAUACUAGUGCUUUACUAGUAACCCAGUUAGUGCCUAUAAUAGUUAUUCGUUCUAAACAUCUAUUGUUUUUGCUCACCGUUGUGUGUUGGUAGCGCGCUUUUGCCUUCCGGUGACUUGCUUUUUAUUAUUUUUCGUUUGCUUUUGUAUGUACAUACGAAAAUCAGACAUUAUAAAAUGUGAUCUAUUAGCUUAAAUGUUUCGGGAGUUUUAGAUGUGUAACAUACUUUUACAAUGGCGGAUCUUUACAUGUCAUGUUUUACAUGGGACUUGCCGAACUUUUCCAACAGUGUUACCAAAGACUACCAUACAUCAAUAAAGUUUAUGUUUCUGUUUUACAAA
This is a messenger RNA of Puntigrus tetrazona (Sumatra barb), 4369 nucleotides long. RefSeq names its product family with sequence similarity 83 member C (gene sack1c). NCBI's taxonomy places the organism in Eukaryota, Metazoa, Chordata, Actinopteri, Cypriniformes, Cyprinidae. The coding region runs from base 430 to 2157 and encodes 575 amino acids. The transcript has 5 exons. The record is from RefSeq and is a predicted model, not a curated record.